Molecule: messenger RNA, 1395 nt
Organism: Camelina sativa (false flax)
Lineage: Eukaryota; Viridiplantae; Streptophyta; Magnoliopsida; Brassicales; Brassicaceae
Source: RefSeq, a predicted model, not a curated record
AUGGCUGAAUAUCCAGAUUCAUAUCCGUUCCCUUCCAAUGUUCAUGUUGCAAGUUCUGUAACUCUAAAACUCAAUGAUUCAAAUUACCGUCUUUGGAAAACUCAAGUGGAGUCUCUUCUCAGCAGUCAAAAACUGCUUGGUUUCAUAAAUGACCGAUAUCAAGCUCCGCCGAAGUUCGUUGACAGAACAGUUGGUGACACAGUUCGAGCCACUGAAAAUCCAGCCUAUGAAGCCUGGUUCUGUACGGAUCAACUAGUCCGCUCCUGGAUCUAUGGUACUCUGACUGAAGAAGCACUUGGUGGUGUCUGCAAUCUCGCCACCUCUCUGGCUGUUUGGACUUCUUUGGCUAACACCUACAACCGAAGCUCCAUAAGUCGAGAGUUUGAGCUCAAACGCAAGCUUCAUGCUAUCAGGAAACAAGGUAAAACCUUUUCUGCUUAUGUGCGAGAAUAUACAGCAGUGUGUGACCAACUGAGUUCUAUUGGGAAACCAGUAGAGGAAUCUAUAAAAAUUUGUGGUUUUCUGCUUGGUCUUGGACGAGAAUACGAUCCUAUUGCUGUGAUUAUUCAGAACUCCAUGUCUCGGAUUCCUACACCAACGUUUACUGAAGUGCUGUAUGAGAUUGAAGGUUUUGAUACUCGUCUGCAGUCGUAUGAUGAUGAUGCUGUUGCUACUCAAAUGGUGUUCCAUACUCCUGCUGCUCAGACUCAAGAAGUGUUUCAAGCAUCCCAAACCAACAACUACAGAGGUCGUGGGGGUUAUAACAACAAAUCUGGUUCAAACCGAGGAAGAGGUGGCUACUCUUCUUGUGGACGUGGGUUCUAUCAGCAAGCUGUCAGUUCUGGUUCAAAUCAACAAUCUGGUGCUACAAACACUCGUCCAACAUGUCAGAUAUGUUGCAAAGUGGGUCAUAUGGCUGCUAAAUGCUGGAAUCGUUUUGACAACAACUAUCAAGGUGAAAAUUUGGCUCAAGUUCUGGCUGCUUUACAAGUUUCAGACUCCUCUGGUCGAGACUGGAUUCCAGAUUCUGGUGCUACAUCUCAUGUUACCACAACUGAAGCUGCUCUGCAACAUGCUACACCAUAUCAAGGUACUGACUCUAUCAUGGUAGCAGAUGGAAAUUAUCUUCCACUUACGCAUGUUGGCUCCACUAGUCUACCAGUUUCUACAGGUAGUUUGACUCUUAAUGAUGUUCUGGUUUGUCCAACAGUCAAGAAAUCCCUAUUAUCUAUAUCUAAGCUGUGUGAUGAUUACCCAUGUGGUGUAUUUUUUGACUCUCACAAGGUCUACAUUCUGGAUCUGCAAACCAUGAGGGUUCUAGCAAAGGGACCAAGACGUGAGGGGCUGUAUGUGCUAGAGAAUCAAGACUACAAGAUCUUCUACUCAAAUAGAUAA